Molecule: messenger RNA, 3730 nt
Organism: Pelecanus crispus (Dalmatian pelican)
Lineage: Eukaryota; Metazoa; Chordata; Aves; Pelecaniformes; Pelecanidae
Source: RefSeq, a predicted model, not a curated record
AUGGGCGGGGAGGACUUCGAGGAGCCAACAGAAGGAGAAAGCACAGAUUCAGAGGAGGAAACGGGUGCGAUGUCGGGCCAUUCGUCUCUUGAGGACAGCAGCCAGUUUGUGGAGCCAUCGUCAGACCAUGCUCUGAGCCAUAAAUCUGAAGAUACCCAUACUAUAAAGCAGAAGCUUGCACUCCGCUUAAGCGAACGGAAGAAGGUCAUAGAUGAGCAAGCUUUCCUGAGCCCCGGGAGCAAAGGGAGUACCGAGUCAGGCUACUUCUCAAGUGAAAAAAUUAAGCCCGAACAAUCAUUAUUGUCACUUCAGCAAUCCCACAGUGCCACAGAGACAGUGCCUCUCCUAAGAAGCCACUCAAUGCCUUCUGCUGCAUGCACUAUAAGCUCCCCACAUACCUUUAGAGGUAGCUAUUCAUUUGAUGAUCACAUCAUGGAGCCUGAAGUCUUAAGCCGCAGUCAAGCGUUUUCUUCCCAUCCUCGAAUGCUAAAACGACAACCAGCUAUUGAGCUACCUUUGGGAGUAGAAUACGUCUCAGAGGAGGUUAGCUCUGCAAACAAAGAAACUGUUUCCAAACCUCCUGAGGAGCCUGAAACCAAGGAAAGCGAUCUUACCAAAAAGUCAAGGAAGGGUCCGAAAGUUAAAGGGUUCAUGUACGAGUGUAACAUAUGUGGUGCUCGGUAUAAGAAAAGGGACAAUUAUGAAGCCCAUAAGAAAUAUUACUGUUCAGAACUGCAGCUCUCAAAGCCUCGCUCUUCCACUUCCCAUACCUCUUCAGAGACUGAGAAAAGCGUUGCAGAUCCUGACACAUGGCCACAGAUGAUGCAUUACAAGCUAGGGAGCAGUUUGGAGCUCACCCCACUCCGAAAAAGACGAAAGGAAAAGAGUCUCGGUGAUGAUGAGGAGCCUCCAGCUUUCGAGUUGUCUGACACUCCCUCCUCCAGUACUGGGCCAGGGACUCAGUUCGCAAACCCGGCAUCAUCUGAUGUCGCUUUAAACCUAGCCCGUGAAUCCAUUAAGUCACCAGCAGAUCCGGGUAAAUCCGCACCUUCUGAUGUCAGUGCCAGCUUUCAUUCCAGGAGUACCAAACCGGCUUCAAGUGUGGAGGGCAAAGAGAGAAGAACAACCUCAAAGGAGAUCUCCGUCAUCCAGCAUACGAGCUCCUUUGAGAAGUCUGACUCUAUCGAGCAGGUGAGCAGCUUGGAAGGAGAAGAGAAACCCUUGUCACAGUACUCCUCUCAGCCAACACCCCAGCACAGCCGACCGCCCCACUCCCUGCAGCCCAAGCUGGUACGCCAGCCCAACAUCCAGGUCCCAGAGAUUCUGGUCACGGAAGAGCCUGACAGACCAGAAACGGAGCCAGAGCCUCCUCCGAAAGAGCCAGAGAAAACAGAGGAAUUUCAGUGGCCGCAGAGGAGCCAGACCCUUUCUCAGCUCCCUGCAGAGAAACUCCCACCAAAAAAGAAGAGGCUGCGGCUGGCAGAAAUGGCUCAGUCCUCCGGAGAGUCCAGUUUUGAAUCAGUCUCUCUCACCCGGAGCCCAAGUCAGGAAAGCAGCAUAUCCCAUGGCUCCAGCCACUCUGUCUCUUUUGAUCGGGAAGAUCACAGCAAGUUGGAGUCGACCAGCCAGCCCUCUGAAUCCCACCCAAAGCCUCCUGGCAUUGGCUCGCAUAUGUUGAUGGUACCAAGCCACCAUCAUCACUCCAGGGAAAUGCGGAGAUCUGCUUCUGAGCAGACACCGAAUGUGUCACAUCCUUCCCAGAUGUCAGAGACCCGCAGUAAAUCAUUUGACUAUGGGAGCUUGUCGUCCACUCCUGCUUCAACUCCCGGCCCCUCAGCCUCCUCGGCUCCACAGGAGAGAAGGAAAUGCUUUCUCGUUAGGCAAGCAUCCCUCACUAGACACCCAGAGCACGAGCCAGACUCGGCCCCAACAGGCCGGCUGGAUUGCCAGGUGAAGCUGGUGGACAUUUACCACAGAUCAAAUCCAGUUUAUUCCCAGCAGCAGGAACCUCCAGUCUUUCCCCGUGCACGGAAUAUGGCUCAGACAACAAAUAUGCCGUCCUAUGGGAGUGCGAUGUACACAACGCUUUCCCAGAUUCUGGUCACUCAAUCCCAGUGCAGUUCCUCUUCUAUCAUUCUCCCCAAAUUUGAUGAUCGCCAAUCCAAGGGUGCCCUGGUCUGCAGCGCCGAUGUUCAUGGACUAGGCUUCGAUCUGGCACAGAUGAUCACAGAGGAUCAAAGAAGCAUUUUCCAGAGCCCGUAUCUGAGAGUGCCCUUACCCUUACCAGAGCGAAAAGGCUAUAUGCCACUCACCUCCCCAUCAGACAGCGUCCUUGGACUGGAAGGAGGCCCUUCAACCGUUGGUGGGAGCAAACGGAUGCUCUCUCCAGCUGGUAGUUUGGAGCUGACAAUGGAAACACAACAGCAGAAGAGAGUGAAAGAGGAAGAGGUGUCUGAAGCAGAAGAGAAGUUGGAAGUGGUGAAGCCACCCAGUGCAAUAGAAGAAGGGAAUAAGCAGGAUAAAUCUCACUUUCUUGCAGAAAGCCAAGGCAGGGUCGAGGUUGAAACACCGCCUAGUUUGUCCUUAGAGCAGUCAGAGCCAAAGGAAAUCCCAAGUACUUUGCAGCAAGCUGUGUCCCAUUCAGGUUCUCCAAGUUUUGAGGCACUGGAAGAGUAUAAGCAGCCAGCUGGUAAGCAGUUCCUCAGCAAGGCACCUUUGCAACCCGUGAAGAAAGAAGACUCCAAAGAAUUGGUGGAGCAGUCUCCACCGAACCCUCCAAGCCCUGCACCUCUGUCUGAGGUCACUCACAGUGCAAUGAAGUCUCGAGAAGGUACAGAUACGAAGAAGGUACUUCAGUUCCCCAGUCUCCACACAACCACUAAUGUCAGUUGGUGCUAUUUAAACUACAUAAAGCCAAAUCAUAUCCAGCAAGUUGAUCGACGGUCUUCAGUGUAUGCCAGCUGGUGUAUUAGCUUGUAUAAUCCUAACCUUCCAGGUAUAUCCACUAAAGCAGCCCUGUCCCUCCUGAGGUCCAAGCAGAAGGUGAGCAAGGAAACCUACACCAUGGCUACGGCUCCACGUCCAGAGGCAGGCAGGCUUGUCCCGUCCAGCUCCAGGAAGCCAAAAAUGACAGAGGUUCAUUUGCCUUCGCUCCUUUCUAAUGAAGGUCGAAAAGAUAUAACUAGAGCUGAGAAGGAAGAGGAUAAAAGAGGAAAAUCAGAAGAAGAGGCUCUUGUAACCAAAAGAGGGGAGCCAGUCAGGAUCAAGAUCUUUGAAGGAGGGUACAAAUCAAACGAAGAGUAUGUGUAUGUGCGAGGCCGUGGAAGAGGGAAGUAUGUAUGUGAGGAGUGUGGAAUUCGCUGCAAGAAACCCAGCAUGCUGAAGAAACACAUUCGCACGCACACAGACGUCAGGCCAUAUGUCUGCAAGUACUGUAACUUUGCUUUUAAAACCAAAGGGAAUCUGACUAAACAUAUGAAGUCAAAGGCCCACAGCAAAAAAUGUCAGGAGAUGGGCGUGUUGGUAUCUUCACUGGUGGAUCUGGAAGCCGAAGAAGAAGGGGCCCUUGAAGACCUAUUCCAGGACUCUGAGGGGCGGGAGGGAUCUGAGCCAAUUGAGGAACACCAGUUUUCAGACCUAGAGGAAUCUGAUGAUGAUGACGACAAUGAAGAUGAGGAAGAUGAGGAGGAAGAGGAGAGCCAAGAUGAACCACCUUUAAAAUUGCCAGAAG